This is a messenger RNA of Mandrillus leucophaeus (drill), 1285 nucleotides long. RefSeq names its product serpin peptidase inhibitor, clade A (alpha-1 antiproteinase, antitrypsin), member 12 (gene SERPINA12). Gene Ontology annotation, molecular function: serine-type endopeptidase inhibitor activity. Gene Ontology annotation, biological process: negative regulation of endopeptidase activity. The coding region runs from base 12 to 1256 and encodes 414 amino acids. NCBI's taxonomy places the organism in Eukaryota, Metazoa, Chordata, Mammalia, Primates, Cercopithecidae. The record is from RefSeq and is a predicted model, not a curated record. The transcript has 4 exons.
CUUCAAGGAAAAUGAACCCCACGCUGGGCCUGGCUAUUUUUCUGGCUGUUCUCCUCACUGUGAAAGGUCUUCUGAAGCCGAGCUUCUCACCAAGGAAUUAUAAAGCUUUGAGCCAGGCCCAAGGGUGGAAGGAAAGGAAGGCAGCCAAGGAGCUUACAAGGCAGAACAUGGAUUUUGGCUUUAAGCUUCUCAAGAAGCUGGCCUCCAACAGCCCUGGCAGGAAUAUCAUGCUAUCCCCCUUGAGUAUCUCUACAGCUUUCUCCUUGCUGUGCCUGGGUGCCCAGGACAGCACCCUGGAUGAGAUCAAGCAGGGGUUCAACUUCAGAAAGAUCCCAGAAAAAGAUCUUCAUGAGGGCUUCCAUUACAUCAUCCACGAGCUGAACCAGAAGACCCAGGACCUCAAAGUGAGCAUCGGGAACACGCUGUUCAUUGACCGGGGGCUGCAGCCCCAGCGUAAGUUUUUGGAAGAUGCCGAGAACUUUUACGGUGCAGAAACCAUCCUUACCAACUUUCAGAAUUUGAAAAUUACUCAGAAGCAGAUCAAUGACUUUAUCAGUAAUAAAACCUAUGGGAAAAUUAACAACCUGAUAGAGAAUAUAGACCCUGGCACUGUGAUGCUUCUUACAAAUUAUAUUUUCUUCCGAGCCAGGUGGCAACAUGAGUUUGAUCCAAAUGUAACUAAAGAGGAAGAUUUCUUUCUGGAGAAAAACAGUUCAGUCAAGGUGCCCAUGAUGUUCCAUAGUGGCAUGUACCAAGUUGGCUAUGAUGAUAAGCUCUCUUGCACCAUCCUGGAAAUACCCUACCAUAAAAAUAUCACAGCCAUCUUCCUCCUUCCUGAUGAGGGCAAGCUGAAGCACUUGGAGAAAGGCUUGCAGGUGGACACUUUCUCCAGAUGGAAAACGUUACUGUCACGCAGGGUCGUAGAUGUGUCUGUGCCCAGACUCCACAUGACGGGCACCUUCGACCUGAAGAAGACUCUCUCCUACAUGGGUAUCUCCAAAAUCUUUGAGGAGCAUGGUGAUCUCACCAAGAUCGCCCCUUGUCGCAACCUGAAAGUCGGCGAGGCUGUGCACAAGGCUGAGCUGAAGAUGGAUGAGAGGGGUACGGAGGGGGCCGCUGGCACCGGAGCACAGACUCUGCCCAUGGAGACACCACUCGUCGUCAAGAUAGACAGACCCUAUCUGCUGCUGAUUUACAGCCAGAAAAUACCUUCCGUGCUCUUCCUGGGAAAGAUUGUUAACCCUAUUGGAAAAUAAAGGAGAAUUCCUGCUUGCCGCAGACCCCG